CAGAUCAUGUUUUGCACUUUGAACACUCACAAAGCUGAUAUGGACAAGCUCUUAGGUGCACAAAUUGGCCUUGAAGAUUUCAUAUUUGCCCACGUAAAAGGACAACGAAAAGAAGUGGAAGUUCUUAAAACUGAUGAUGUGCUUGGGCUUACCAUUACAGACAAUGGAACUGGAUGUGCAUUUAUUAAGCGAAUCAAAGAAGGUAGCCUUAUGGACCAAACCAAAAUGAUCUGUGUGGGUGAUCACAUUGAGACUAUAAAUGGAAAACAUGUGUCAGAUUGUCGGCAUUAUGAAGUUGCCAGGAUGCUAAAAGAUCUGGAGAAAGGUCGAGUGUUUAAGCUGGAGUUGAUAGAGCCUAGGAAAUCAUUUGAAAAGCUGGAACCAAGGUCCAAAGGUGGAACUCUGCCAGAGGCUAAAAUCUCCAGAGGACGAGAAACGCUUCGGCUGAGAACCAAAGGCCCUGCUACUGUGGAGGAAAUGCCAACUGAAGUUGAAGAAAAAGCAAUUAAAAAAGUGGAUGAGCUUCUUGAAACAUACAUGGGGAUAAGAGAUAUUGAAUUAGCUGCAACAAUGGUGGAAGCUGGAAGAGACAAGAAAAACCCAGAUGAAUUUGCUGUGGCAUUGGAUGAAACUCUUGGAGACUUUGCAUUUCCAGAUGAGUUUGUGUUUGAUGUAUGGGGAGCAAUAGGUGAUGCUAAGCUAGGACGACUGUAAUGAGAGCUGUGAGGUUUAUAAUCUCCAUUUGAAAGUACAAAAUUAUGUUCAAACACAUAUAUCAGAAUUUUAAUACUUUCAUUGAUAAGAAUC
Messenger RNA from Chaetura pelagica (chimney swift), 807 nucleotides. RefSeq names its product GIPC PDZ domain containing family, member 2 (gene GIPC2). Lineage: Eukaryota; Metazoa; Chordata; Aves; Apodiformes; Apodidae. The record is from RefSeq and is a predicted model, not a curated record. The coding region runs from base 7 to 714 and encodes 235 amino acids. The transcript has 5 exons. Gene Ontology annotation, molecular function: protein binding.